This is a messenger RNA of Monopterus albus (swamp eel), 7090 nucleotides long. Its product is annotated as regulating synaptic membrane exocytosis protein 1-like. The transcript is spliced from 32 exons. The record is from RefSeq and is a predicted model, not a curated record. Bases 523 to 5016 code for a protein of 1497 amino acids. NCBI's taxonomy places the organism in Eukaryota, Metazoa, Chordata, Actinopteri, Synbranchiformes, Synbranchidae. Gene Ontology annotation, biological process: regulation of membrane potential; regulation of synaptic vesicle exocytosis; calcium ion-regulated exocytosis of neurotransmitter. Gene Ontology annotation, cellular component: cytoskeleton of presynaptic active zone; presynaptic membrane. Gene Ontology annotation, molecular function: small GTPase binding; transmembrane transporter binding.
AAAGGCCGCCCCCUCCCCCCGCAGCCACACAGUCAACCCACCGGAUCGAGCGCAGACCUGAGCCGCCUUCAGCCCCCACCCCCACCUCCCCUCUCUCUGCCUGACCUGAAGGAAGGAAGUGAGAUCCCCCGCUUCUGUGCCGUCAUCCCAGCCGACUGCCUGAGAUAUGGGCUCCCCGUAAAAGGGAGGUUGUGGAGGGGAGAGGCGGGCGUGCGGGCGGUGGGAGGGGGGUGGGGGGAGAAUACAGUGGAGCAGCAAGGGGAGGAAGGAAAGACUGAAAACGGCAACCGGGCGCUGCCAUCAACAUCACCGCUACUACAACCACAGCUAGCACCGACACUGACGCUGCCGCCGCCGCCCUGGGUGCUCCCCGCCACCGCGAUGGGAACUCCGCAUCAGUCGCUACAACCACAGCUUUGUCCGUGGGCCAUGCCGUGAUCCGUGGGCUCCGCCAACGGGUUUUUUAUCCGUGAUCCCUACCGAGGAAGAAGAGAAGGGGGGAAGGUGGUUGUGGUGAGGAAGAUGUUCGCCUCGGUGGGCCCUCGGGGCGGCCCGCGUCCACCCGUCGCCCCGGCCAUUCCGGAGCCGGACCUUAGCCAUCUGACAGAAGAGGAGAGGAAGAUCAUCAUGGCUGUGCUGGAUCGGCAGCGGGAGGAGGAGGCGAAGGAGGAGGCCAUGUUAAAAGAAGAGAAGCCUAUCCAAGCAAGAACAGUGAACCUGGUUGGGCAGAAGAAACCUCCACAGCAAAACGAUGUCCGAGGCAUCCAGCAGCAGUUGUCCAGCUACAGGGAGACAGUAAUUCGGCAGGCCACGGCUGCGGCAGGCUCGGCUGUUCACCGGGACGAUGCUCCAACUUGUGGCAUCUGCCACAAGACCAAGUUCGCAGAUGGCUGUGGAAACCUGUGCUCGUAUUGCCAGACUAAGUUCUGCGCCCGCUGUGGGGGGCGAGUCUCCCUGCGAUCCAACAUGGUGAUCUGGGUGUGUAAUAACUGCCGGAAGCAGCAGGAAAUCCUCACAAAGCCAGGCGAGUGGUUCACCAGUCCGUCUGGAAAGCCAGCUGGGCUUGGUUCAGCUGUCAGCGAGCCGUCUGUGUACCAAACACCUGGGGAUAAGAAGCUCAGAUCUCACUCCCAAGUACCUCCGGGCUCCACCAGCACAAUACAAGAUGCCAACCGAUCUAGUGCACCCAGGACCACUCUUGGCACCGAUGGACGAUCACGUAGUGAACCACCACGAGACUCGAGAAAUGGACGGGGAGGUGGAGGGGCAGGUCGGGGAGAGCGGUGGCCAGGGCAGCCCAGGCUGCAAACCCAGGUCUCCAUGGACCGGGACCUCCGGGGGGAGUCCAGGGAGUGCCGAAGGCUGACCAAGGGACGCUCUCUCGAGCAUGAUCCGGUAGGAGGAGUUGGUGGAGUAAGACAGACAGAGGAGGGGGGCUACCACCACAUGGACCAUAGCAGUGGCCCCCCUCACCAAGCAGGGCCCAUCCCUACUGGAGGCCAGGGACACCCUGUGCCUGUACCAGGUUGUGACAUGGGUGUAGUAGGGGAGGUUGGGGAUGGUGCUCGGCCUGCUCAGAGGACGUUGGGUGGGGUUGGUGGGCCACAUGAACACAUCCUUGCCCAGCAAGCCCCUCCCCCUCAACUCACAGAGCCCUCUACUUCGGGCCCUGGUUCAGCCCCAGACCAUGGACCUGCAGUGAGACGGACCAAACGGGAGAAGGCUGAGAGUAUGCUGCGCAAUGAUUCACUUAGUUCUGACCAGUCAGAAACUCUGCGUCCGCCACCACCAAGGCCCUACAAGUCAAAACGGGGGCUGGGAGCCGGGGGGAAGAGACAAACCAGCGUCAGCAGCUCAGAGGAGGAGGGAGGGACCACACCUGAGUACAGCAGCUGUGAGGAUGCUGAGAUCGAGAGUGUCAGCGAGAGAGGCGACUGGGAGUGCUACCCACAUGACCCCACUGUUUGGCAUCAUCCUGUAACCUGGCAGCCAUCAAAGGAGGGAGACCAUCUAAUUGGACGAAUCACCCUCAGCAAGAGGAGCACUGCUAUGUCUAAAGAAGCUGGUGCUCUGCUGGGGUUAAAGGUGGUGGGAGGCAGAGUAACAGAGUCGGGGAGAUUAGGUGCCUUCAUCACUAAAGUCAAGAAAGGAAGCCUUGCUGAUGUGGUGGGACAUCUCAGAGCAGGGGAUGAGGUUUUGCAGUGGAACGGGAAGUUGUUACCGGGGGCGACCAUGAAGGAAGUCUACAACAUCAUCCUGGAGUCUCAAGCUGAGCCUCAAGUGGAGCUGGUGGUAUCCAGGCCUAUUGGGGUGUAUAGAAAAUAUCAUGAUAUCCCAAGAAUCCCCGACACAUCCCACCCUCCAUUAGAAUCUACAGGUUCCAGUUCUUUUGAGUCCCAGAAGAUGGAGAGACCAUCCCUAAAUGUCCUAUCUCCCUCUAGUCCCGGAAUGGUCCAAGAUGCUCCACAGUUAAUGCCAGGGCAGCUUUCAGUGAAGCUGUGGUAUGACAAAGUGGGUCACCAGCUAAUAGUAAAUGUGCUACAGGCUGUAGAGCUUCCUCUUCGGCCUGACGGGCGGCCCAGGAGCCCCUAUGUAAAAAUGUACUUCCUCCCUGACCGCAGUGACAAGAGCAAACGAAGGACAAAGGCAGUGAAGAAGACCUGUGAACCCAAGUGGAACCAGACAUUCAUCUACACUCAUGUGCAUCGCAGGGAUUUUCGUAACCACAUGCUGGAGCUGACUGUGUGGGACCAACCCAGGUCACCAGAGGAGGACAGCACCUUUAUGGGAGAGAUCUUGAUUGAGCUGGAGACAGCCUUAUUAGAUGACAAGCCUCACUGGUAUCCACUCCAAACCCAUGAUGUCUCAUCCAUACCACUGCCCCGACCUUCCCCAUACCUGCCCCGACGACACAUACACGUAGAUGCUCCUGGAAAGAAGCUGCAGUGUUCUCAGCUUGUAACAGAGCCUGAAUUUGAUGAGAGUACAGCAGUAGUGUCUAAAGCAGAUGGGCAUGGCAGGGAGAGGCAACGAGAGUCUACAUCUACUCUGGCGAUACCAGAGCAACAGAGGAUGCCCAACCAUCACAUACGUUCCCGCUCAGUCUCCCCGCACCGCGAGGAAGAGGGGCGCAACCGCUCACGACCACCCAGCGUUCCCACCCAGAGGAGCCUAGAUGAUGAGCUACCUCACACGCGUCGUUCUCGUUCCCCGACCCGCUACUAUGAUGCUGCCAGAGGUCACCAGCAGCGGGAAGAGUACCUCGAUGACAGUGAGAUCAUCAUGAUCCACCACUCAAUGCGAGGCAAAAGUGCUGAAUGCCUCCACACCAGUGAUCUUCAGCCUUCUCUGGACAGGGUUAGGAGUGCUAGCGCCCACUGUCUGACUCCAGACAGUCAUGCUCAUUCACCAGAGACUGAAAGAAAAUCUUUGCCAAAUUCCCUGCCCCGGAGGCGUCCGGCAAGUCCCAGGAUUCUUAUUCAACAUGCUUCCCCUGAAGAAGACAGGCAGCCUCGGACCCUGGAAACACCUGAGUGUCAGACUCUUGCCAGGAAGCUUUCUGACAUUGGCAGGGGCCACCUCCAAGGUGAUGCGUCUCUUCCCUCCUCAGUGACGUCCUCAUCAGCUCGCAGAAUGAGGCAACUCCCACAGCUUCCCCCUAAGAGCAGUACCGUAGGACAAGCCCUUGUAGCAGAGGAGCGUGUUCGUCAGCUCCAGAUGAGGGUUCAUUCCAACCGGGUGUCAGCUGCCACCACGUCCAGCCAACAGGACCUGGACAGAGCACUCAAGAACAAACGGGAGCUCUACAAGGAUCAGAGAAAGAGCAGUGAAAAUGUUUCCCAUAAGUCCUCAGACAGUGAUGUCAGUGACGUGUCAGCCAUCUCUCGAACCAGCAGUGCCUCUCGCAUCAGUAGCACCAGCUACAUGUCUAUUCAGUCAGAGAGACCCCGGGGUCGCUUCGGCCGGGCCAUGCGUGCAACGGGCCGUCACAUGAUGAAGAGCACCAGUGUGAGUGGUGAGAUCUACGGCAUGGAGCAUGCUGAUGGCAGCCAGUCAGACACGGCGCUUGGGAGUCUGGGGAGUGGGAUCAAGAAGCGGCGCUCCAGCCUCAGCCAACGGGUGGUUGCCAUCCUGCCAUCCAGACGCAGCCGGAGUACCUCGCAACUCAGUUUGACAGGUCAGAGAGCAGACCCUCCAGAGCCUCAGCCAGCACCACGCCAGCUGCAGCCACCUCAGCCUGUUCCAGAGAUGCAGUCUCCACAGGCCCUCCGGCCUGGGCAUGGUGGUGUCCCUGCUGACUCCCUAAAACCCUGGUGUGCCAACAAAGAUGUCCCCACCAGGCCCUGCACUAGCGGGCAAGCCCGGCGGCAGCAGCAUUCGAAUCGGCAGGCCAGCAGAGAGUCAACUGAUGGCAGCAUGAACAGCUACAGCUCUGAGGGGAAUCUGAUCUUCUCAGGGAUGCGGUUGGGUGCCGACAGUCAGUUCAGUGACUUUUUGGAUGGUUUAGGUCCUGGUCAGCUAGUUGGCCGGCAAACACUGGCAACACCUGCCAUGGGUGAUGUCCAGAUUGGUUUGAUGGACAAGAAAGGCCAGUUGGAGGUGGAGGUGAUCAGAGCACGAGGCCUUACCCCCAAACCAGGCUCCAAAUCUCUCCCAGCUCCCUAUGUCAAGGUGUACCUGCUGGAUAAUGGAACUUGUAAAGCCAAAAAGAAAACUAAGAUUGCACGAAAGACCCUGGAGCCACUCUACCAGCAGCACCUGCUCUUUGAAGAGAGUCCUCAGGGCAAGGUGCUUCAGGUGAUAGUAUGGGGUGACUAUGGACGAUUGGACCACAAAUGUUUCAUGGGUGUAGCACAGAUUCUAUUGGAGGAGCUGGACCUCUCAAGCACGGUGAUUGGCUGGUACAAACUGUUUCCUCCAUCCUCAUUGGUGGACCCUACAUUAGCUCCGCUCACGCGCCUGGCGUCUCAGACGUCAUUGGACAGCUCAGGACUGCCGCCGGGCGUUCGGUCCUAGUGACCAGAUGGCGACCACCCCCUAGCCAGACGGAGAGACAGGGAGAGAGAGUUAGAGAGGGAGAGACAGAACUAGCCAGUCAAAGCUUAUCUGGAAUCUGACAAUCACAUCCCACACCUUCCCUCUUCCUCCUCCUGACACCUUUUUGUUUUCACAGCUUUGCUUUCUCCUCUGAACUGCAGCAGUGGAAGUUUGUCUUCACUUCUCUGUACUGUUUCUUCCUUUCUUUUGUUGUUACUUUCUUGUGCAGUUCCUACCAGAGCACCAGAUCAAAGCAGAGUCUGCCACUCAGUAGCCCCUCCAGCCAAUCAGAGUAGAGCAUAGGCCAGAGGGAUGAGUGGUAUAAACAGUGUGUGACAGUUAGAACUUAGCAAGCUUCAUGCAGCUGUGCUGUCAAAUAGAGGCCGGCUGUCGUCUCUACUGUGCUACCAUGGUAACAGUGAAUUGUAAAUGAAAUCGAGGCAUAGCAGUUUGUCUUUAGGUGACGUGAGCCUGCACAAGCACGUGCACAUUUUUAGCUUAGUUAUGAGAAAUGAAAGCAAGCACAAGAAAAGCUUGACUCCUUUAUUUGGACAGAGACAAACAGAGGUUUUGCUCUUUUUCUAAACAAAGAGGAAAGAAAAUACAGGCCAAAUUAACUAUUUGCUUUUUUUUAAAUUGGAAUAUUUUUUCUGUCUUUUUGCUAGAGUUCAGAACGGUACCUUAAGGUGCAGACUCCCUCUGUGUAGGUGUAAGUUUGGUUUUUGAGCGAUAGUGCGCCAAAGGCCAACAACAAAGGUCAGGUCACAUUCGCCGGAACACCCUUCACCCAACCCUAAUCUCUGAAACCAACUCGUCAAACUCCCCCUGUAGGAGGGAGCAGCAUGACUCGGGGCUGACCUGCCCCGGCCACAAGCUGCAUGCAUGUUUCUUUUGUUCUGUUUGUUUCUAUUUUUUUCCUGUUCUCUACUUUUUUGUAACAUUGAUGAUGAGACAAAUUAACAAGCAAUUCUCAAAAAACAAAAAGAGAAAAAAAAAGACUAGACUCUGUGUGUUAGUUCCACAUACAGUACUUUUAGGCCAGCUUGUGUGUUGCAUGUUCUUGUACAGUUUGCUCGUACUGAAUAUGAAUACAAACAGAGAAAAGCCAAGCCAUCCCCGCCCCCUCACAGGAGCAGACCUACAGGGGGGGAUCAGCUCAGCCCAGGCUAUGCCUACCACUCUGGGUCUAAAUAUCCAUGUUAGAAAGUCUCUGAAAAAGUUCCUUUUUUUCACUUUUACUUUGAACCCUUUCAACAACAGUGCUGUUCUUAAGUACUGAAUAUAUUUGAGCCCCUGGCAUAUCUGAGGAUGUAGGUGUCUAAACUGUAGUUUAAGACAGUUGGGGCUAGAGACAGAGAUAGAGAAUGUGUGUAUAACAGCUAAAUGUAUAUGAAGUAUCCUUAUGCGUUUGACAGAAAUUAUAAAGAUUUAGAUAUAUGAAUAUAAAAAGAGUGUAUUUGACUGUACACCCGUCACGUACACACACACACGCACACCUUGUACAUACAAAUCAGGAUGAGCAACUUGAACUUAAGUUAUGAACAUCCAAAACAUUGCUGACACACAAACAUUCCUAGUUUUUCCAAGGAGAAUUUGCGUCCGUUUAAUGUGCUCCAGCUGCUGAGCGGCACCGAGCCACUAGAGGGUGCUAAUAUGCCUUUAUUUUUGUCCCAGUUGCAGAAAAAUAAGCAGAACCAAUUAGAGGGAAAAAAGAUUUCUUCUCUUCAAAUCCCUUUCUCUGUUUAUUACUAUUGGUUUGGACUGGACUUCUAAAGCCAAUGAGAAAUAUGGUUUUGCAGACAUAUUUUGAGGAUGUUUCUGUUGAAGUCUUUGGAGUGUGGUCAACCGCCCUUUCCUUUGUCAGUAUUACUCUAGGAAUACUGAUUGUUUACAGCCCACGGCUCCCCACUCCCAAACCACGAUUCUAGAUGAAAGAUGAAGUAUUCACUGCAACAAUUCUUGUUUGUAUAACAGAUGUGGCUCUACUGAUGUGUAUGUUUUAUAUUCAAGAGUUCAUUUUUAUUAUUUACAAAUAAAAGACUGUGUGGAAAAA